AAGCUCGGUUUUAAGAUCGUAGAACUUACAUGGCGUUACAGUGCACAGGUAUAUAAAAUUGUAGUAGUAAGUCUCCUCGCCACACGAUAAAUAUCUAAUUAACUAACAAACAUCUGGCGGUGCGUUCAUAACCUCGAUGCACUACAGUUAUUUAUAAGAAAGCUUACGAAAUCAUCAUAGACUUGUUACGAAACAACAGCGGUCUCGGAAUUACGCAAUUUCUCGCGGAGCCAGUAACACUAGAAGGGGGCUGUUUACGUGUAGCUCGCGGUCAAUAUUAUAGCGAGGCUUAUGUAACCCGAGUAUACAUGUAUUAGCUUACACGUGCGGUUAUAUUGUUUAGAUAUACCAUACCUUCAUAUGUUUCAUUGUCACCUGUACAUUGUGGUCAGAAGUGUCCUUCAGCUUGACCAUUUCCAGGAUUCACUGACCAGACAGUGCGGUAUUUACUCUACAGGUGUGUUAACGAGCUAGAGCAAUUUGCUGUUGGGAAAUAUCUUUCUUAAAAAAAGCAAACAUCUUCGUUCUCGGGGACCAGGUGCAAUUUCACAAAGAUGAUGUCGGAUGGACAACUGGAAAGACCUUCUGCUGCGUAUAUACCAUGGGAUGGCAAAAGUCAUAGGUUUGAACCAAUAAUCAUAAGUACCAAUUCACUAAGGGGAAUGGCACAGACUCGACAGGCGAAACGAGUAAUACCAGAUACUCUCAAAGACGAGAAGUAUUGGGAAAGACGAAAAAAGAACAACAUUGCCGCUAAGCGGUCAAGAGAAAACAGACGUCGUUUCGAGAUAGAUGUUCGCCUAAAGCUUGAAUUUCUAGAAAAAGAAAACAUACUUCUCAAAAAGGAAGUAUCCGUAAUGAAGUUGAAAUUUGGUAUUCCAUUGGGACAUUCCAUUUUAUCUGAUCAAGAAAAACUGGAUUGCAUCAACGAUUUCAAAAAGAAGAAAGGGGAAGAAGAAGCAGCAGAAGAAGAAGAGUAUGAAGAAGAAUGCAGACAGGCAUCAUAUAGCUCGGAAGUUCAAAGAAACUGCCUAAAGACACCUGAAAAUCAAUAUUCGGGAAACUAUAUUUCGUCUGAACAUGAAGUUGGAAGAAGUUCACCCGUAUGCUAUGGGUACGAACAGCGAACGUCUUUUGGUAAUUCACCCGACGGCAUCGUAUGGUCAACUGGCACCGACGAGCAACCUCAAAUCAAGCAAAAUGACAACCAUCAUCAAUUAACAAUCGAAGGUUUCUAUAAAAUGCCUGAUCUGAACCCAUGUAACUCAACUGAAGAAACGCAUUGUCAUUGUGUGCCCUACCAGAUGGGCUAUAAAGGGCACGAACAGGGUUUCUAUUUGGGAGCCAAUCGAAAACAAACACACGUCUCCGCAAAUCUAUAUCUGGCUAAGUCACGUGACUUUGACCGAAACGGAGGUGCACCUGUACACAUUUCAACUUUCCAUGGAGUCAACCCAAACAGUACCAAGGCAAUCGAACAAGGUUACCCGAAAACAGAGGCGUAUAGAUCGAUUUCUCCUGAAAACAGCAAUGCUAAACUUGACAGACAGGACCUGAGGAGGAAGAUUAUGCAAUUAUCUGCUCAAUGUGAGGAAAUGAGAGACCUCGUUUUCAAGACAUAAACUGCAUUUUUCUGAAUAAGGUCAAAUUGAUUUAUUUACACAUAUUACUAAUAAGACUCGUGAUCUUGUUCUACAGAACAAACAAAAUGCCCACAUUGCCCAAAACAUUGUUAAAUAGCUCUUACGAUUUGGACUAGUGUUUCGAUCGAAGAUCGGUUCAGUUGUAAAGCGUUUGCUUCAACAAGAAUAAGUGAUGCUAAGUUUACUCGCGCUUCCACGUGGUGUCAAUCCAGCGACCUGAAUCAUUUUAGUCGGACACUACCAACGAGUGAAGGGGGAAGAUCAUGUGACUAGGAGGACAAGACAACUUUAACCCUGUAUACCAGUAUUUCCUGCGAAGUGCAUUACCGGAUAUUUGAAACCAACACCAGUUUUAAGUAAACUGUUGAAUUGUAAAUGAUAUGUUCCUCUGCUGGGAGAUCUUUGACCUUGUCGUCUGACACUACCACUGAACCGAAGGAUCAUUGAUGCAUCAUUCUUUACAUUCCUUAUGUUUCUUUUUUAGCUGAUGAGCACAAUUAUACGUAUUACAUGCAUUGUGUACACUGUAUAUUAUUUACAAGUUUGCUGGAUUCUUACUGACGAACUUCUAUAGAUAUGAUUGAGUUCUUCAUUGUGAUGAUCUGACAAAGAACUAUACACAUUCAAAUACAUAACAAUAGAGUUCUUGGCGGAAACCUUAUCCGUAGCCGUAGCCGGUCCCGAAAGGUAUCUGGCUUGGAAAUUCAUUAUUGAAGAAAUAUCGAAAACAAUAUCAAAAUGAUAAAUACAUUAAUUAAUUAAUUAAUAUAAACUACAUUAAUUAAUUAAUUAAUAUAAACGAAAUCUGCAGCAGAUAACAAGUAAAUCGUCUUACAGUGAUUAAAAAAUCGUUGUGAUAUACAUGAUGUACUU
This is a messenger RNA of Pecten maximus, 2516 nucleotides long. Its product is annotated as nuclear factor interleukin-3-regulated protein-like. Lineage: Eukaryota; Metazoa; Mollusca; Bivalvia; Pectinida; Pectinidae. Gene Ontology annotation, cellular component: nucleus. Gene Ontology annotation, biological process: regulation of DNA-templated transcription; circadian rhythm. The transcript has 2 exons. The record is from RefSeq and is a predicted model, not a curated record. Bases 555 to 1622 code for a protein of 355 amino acids. Gene Ontology annotation, molecular function: DNA binding; DNA-binding transcription factor activity.